UGUCAUGGGGACGAAUUAAAAAACUAGUCAACUCUCCCUCCGGCAGUGUCAGAUUCUACAAACUAUGAAACUCAAAUCAAAACCAUUAGAUAAACUAUAAACUAACAGCAGUAACUAAAAGAAAAAAAACGUCAGAAAACGAAACAAAAAUUGCAGCUUGUGUUAAUGAAUUUAUGCUGACCGAUCUGAAAAUUGACCCGGUAAAAAAUCAUGCCCAACUUUUGGCCAAUCUGCGCUUGCCGGAAGGAGGAGCUGCUGACCGUCCACCAAAUGCCACAUGUUCUGAAGGAACCGUAUAUUCACACGGGUUACCGCCCUUCCGGCCAGUCAUGGAAGUACUACCUCUACAGUAUGCUUUUCCUUCACAACGAAAGUGUGAACGUGUGGACGCAUUUCUUCGGUUUCUUUCUGAUUCUGUUCAAGACCAUCGACAACCUGAGUGACGUGGAUAUCCUCAACGACAAAACGUCCUGGCCAGUCGUGGGCUACGCCGUCUGCUGUCUGACGAACCUCAUCGUCAGCACUGGGGUUCAUCUUCUACAUUCCAAAUCCCGCUGGCACCAUUACGUCUUCUUCAUGAUGGACUACAUGGGCGUCACCAUCUUCUGCUUUGGGUCGGGGAUAGCGACGAUGUUCGCCUGCUCCACCAAGAUGUACUUUGACGCCAUGUUCCCGUGGUUCUUACCCCUCAACGUCUUGCUCAGCUGGUUCGCCUUCUUCACCCUCUGUAUGGCCAAGUUCUGCCUCACCCACCAACACAGAAAAAAGAAAACCAUGAUGACGGCUGGCGUAGGGCUCCAGAUAACGUUUAUCGCCACCCCUCUCCUAUCCCGCUACUACGAAUGUCUCGCGGCCGACUCCUGCAGUGUCUGGUCCCUGAACCACCUAGCCCUCGUCCUUAUCAUGGCCGUCCUUUGCGCCAUCACGUUCGUCAGCAAGAUCCCAGAGACCUGGAUCCCGGGGAGAUUCGACUUCUUCGGCCACGGCCACCAGAUCUUCCACGUCGUUGCUGUCAUGGCCAUGUUAGCGAUGCUGCGGGCCAUGGAUAUCGAUAUCCACGUUCACGGGACCAUGCGAGAUCUCGAGCCGAGACUGGGGGAUUUUUUGCUCGCUUUUGUCGCGUUGCUGGUCUUAGAGGGCGCCACGCUCUGGUAUUGUAUUCGCUGCUCUGUACUCAAGUGUGAGAAGCGAGAUGAUUCUCUAGAGAUGGCGUGUGCUGAGCUGGCUAAGGAUACCCCCACAGAAAAGAAAUGCCCAACAGAAACCAGCAGCAACUUAGCACUUCCCAAAAACUCCGAUGAAGAAACAUUGUUACGUGGUGAACAUGGAAAUUCAAAGAAAAACGACUGAUCA
This is a messenger RNA of Physella acuta, 1353 nucleotides long. Its product is annotated as membrane progestin receptor alpha-B. Gene Ontology annotation, molecular function: signaling receptor activity. NCBI's taxonomy places the organism in Eukaryota, Metazoa, Mollusca, Gastropoda, Physidae. Gene Ontology annotation, cellular component: membrane. The record is from RefSeq and is a predicted model, not a curated record.